Messenger RNA from Gryllus bimaculatus (two-spotted cricket), 3205 nucleotides. The record is from the annotation of a GenBank genome assembly. Lineage: Eukaryota; Metazoa; Arthropoda; Insecta; Orthoptera; Gryllidae.
UGAUCUCGAUAGGGAACAGUCCGAGAUGCGAGCACAGUACUUUUGCCUCAACAUUCACAAUUUCGCAAAUAUCUGCAGUAACAUUAUUUAAAAUGAUAGGAAUCACGAUGACAAUUCGUAAUAUUCAGUGAGGGAUGUACCAGAAAAAUAAAUAAAUGAAUAAAUAGGAUAAUAAAAAACAUUGACUGGGGUAAGAAAGUUUGGACAAACUGGGCUUAGCAGUGAUCACAGUGAUAAUUACAUCAUCACGUCACGAGACGUGGUUAGCAAUAAUGAGGUUGUGAAGUCCAGCCUACGAACACGAGCAAACAGAACGAAGAAACAUUGAGGUGAUUGAGGCACGUAAAAUGGAAGGUACCGCCAGCGAAAAUCCUGUUUCAAAUGACGACGGAAGAGAAAAUGGGUUACUCUUGUAUUAUCAUCAGUAUUCAUUUUAUUCGCAAAAGGUUUUAUUGGCUUUGCAUGAGAAGAAAUUGCCUUACAAAUCACACAUAGUCAAUCUUAUAAAAGGGGAACAAUAUCAGCCUUGGUUCCUUCAUAUAAAUCCACGAGGAGAAGUUCCAGUUCUUAAAGAUGGCAUUAAGAUUAUUCCAGAUUCAGGAAGAAUAAUAGACUAUUUAGAAGACAACUUCAGUAAUGGCAGUACACCUAGACUUAUGCCAUUGGAAGAAGGAGCUGAUGUGCGUUCCAAAGUCACCCAUUUCCGAUCUUUGUUAGACCACAUACCAGCUGGAGCAAUUACCAUGGGAUCCUUUUUUCACACACAAUUCUGUGAUAAACCAAAACCACCAUUUAUUCAGCCUGUACGAAGACUACUGCAGUCUGCUGAAAAGAACAGUAGCACAAAUCUCCGUUUGUAUGCAGAGAAGAACCCAGAAAGCCGAGACACAUUACUUCAGAAAGCUAAUAGUCAAGAUGCACGGCAUGAAGCAUUACUUAACAAGGAUGAAUUUAAGAAACUCCUGGAUCAAACUGACUCAAUUCUGCAGGAUGUUGAAAAAGAACUUAGUUCACAUACUGAGGAUAAAACUGAUUGGUGGCUGUGUUGCAAUCACUAUACUGUUGCUGAUGUAUCGUUGACCAUAUUACUUGAUCGUUUAUAUCGACUAGGAUUAGAAAAUUAUUUUUGGGCAAAUGGCAAAAAGCCUCAUAUUGCUAACUACUAUCAACGUGUGCAAUUACGUGAUUCAUACCAAAAGACUAUUCCAUCAACAUUAUUCCACUUCAAAACACUUUUACAAUUUCAGAUGCCUUUUGUAAUAGGUUUAGGUAUAGUUGCAGCUUUUGCUGUAAUUAUUGGAGGACUUUUUUAUAUGAGAAAAAAAUAAAUUAUCCUUAAAUUUUUAAAAGCAAACAAUAUGGAAUAUAGCAGUGUGAAAAAGGGUGAUGUGAAUAUAAAUGAUAGAAAUGUAAGUCAUAAGUUCAAAAAGGAGAUUUGUAAGUUCUUUUAAAAAGGUGGAAGAAAAUUCAUAUUUAGAAAACUUAUGAUUGCAAAAUUCGGUAGAAGAUUUGCUUGAAGAUUUAGUAAUUGUGAAAUAUUGAAAUAUGGUUUAGCAUAAGAAACGUACAUAAACUUACAUUUGAUACAAUUAUUGUGAACUGAAAUUGCAAUUCAAUUCCAUGCCAGAAUAUGUUGAAUUGAAAGGUCUUGUUCCAGGGCUUGUCAGUAUAAAUCUGUACUCAGUUGUGUGAAUGUACAGAAUGACUAUAUUUGAAUGAAACAAAAAUGUCUUCCAUUUCAUAGCAAGCUCAAGAUCUAUUUUUGAUAUCAGUUUACAAAGUUGUUCAUUUUUUACAUACAAGUUCAAGUUUCACUUAUAACUAAAAUAGUUUUCCGUUUCAUUUGAGGAAUAUAUCACAGCCUAAAAACAUGAUCGUAAAAAUACUUAUUUAACUUGAAUGGUUUACUUUAUUUAAAAGCACCAGAGAUGGUCAAUUAAAGUUUUAAAAAUAAUUCAGAAAGUACUUGUAGUAUUAUCUAAAAUUGGUCUAGCUUUAGAAGUUUUAGAGCUGUAAACUUCUGUUAACUAUUAGAAGUUAUCAACAUUUAAAAUCCUUUUGACUCUAACUAGUAAAUAUUUCAAUGAUAUGAUUUCCAGUCAUCUGACUGUUGUCAGUAGGUGGAAACAGUCAAAUUUUCAAGAGUUGUGCAAAAGUAUGGUAAUUGUUGGGUAAUUCACCCCAAGAGAAAAGAACCUCCGUUUUUUCACUACUCGCAAAUUAUUAGCUAUUGUCACUCCUUGCUUACAAAAGCUAUUUUCUUAUAGAAGUUGGACAUGACACCAUUUCAUUUGAUCUGAAAAAGAAUUAUUAAUAAUAUGCUCCAUUUAGACCUUUAUUGUUCAUAUUUAGUUACUUAAUUAGGAAUACUUAAAAUUUUCCGUACGUAAGAAAAACAUAAGGAGCCAAUUUGCUUGCACAAGUGUCAUAUUUUGGUUGAAAAAGAUUGUUAAAUAUCAGAACUUUUUUUAUCAGAUUUGAGUGAGAGUUGAGAAACUUGGACUAAGUAUUUGUCCACUAUAAUUAUGUGAUUCAUUACACAGACUGGAAUAUUUUGUACAAAUACCGAGUAAUUUAGGUCGGAAAAUAAAAGUACAUGAAAAUAAUGAAUAUUUUUCAAAGGUUGUUGCUGCUGCUCCUAGUACGAAAAUUUAAAAAAAUCAUAUGUAAUUUUUGUUAGAUUUUCAGUGCUAAUCUUAGUAUUAAGUAAUGCUGAAAUAGGAUUACAAAAAUGUUUCUGAAUUUUUUAAACAUUUCUCUAGUAAAAUUGUUUUUAUUGAUAUACAUUUGCUGUUGUGUUGUCUCUAAAAAUUAAAGAUUUGGUUCCUCAAAGUCUAAAUAAAUAAAAUUACUGCAACAACAUCAUGUGAAAAAAUUAACUUUUGUCAGUAACAUUCCAAACAGCAUUUUCUUACUUCAAAAAUCUCAGUUAGUAAUUCUCAUAACCAUGACUCACUGUGAGUAGAUUGGUGGUGGCAGAUGGAUUGGAUGUAGAAUAUUUAGGGUUUCAUACGGCAUAUAGGAAGAUCGAAACAAAAAUAAAGAGAAAAAGAAGCUUGAGUACGCUUUGGUUGGCAGUUCUGUAUGGCUAUGAUUUGUAAUGUCUAUCAGUGUGAAUACAUUAUUAGCUCAAGUGAUUUUUAUGGUCUAUAGAUAAGUGCCUUAAAGUGAUUGAAACAAAAUAAAAAUCUGGAAAACAUUUGUA